This is a messenger RNA of Chara braunii, 1605 nucleotides long. The record is from the annotation of a GenBank genome assembly. NCBI's taxonomy places the organism in Eukaryota, Viridiplantae, Streptophyta, Charophyceae, Charales, Characeae.
GCCUUGAGAGCAUGAUUGAUUGAGAGGGAAGCAAUAUUUGGAUUCAUUAAUCACACGGAUCUAAAACUAGACAAAGAUGUGUGUGCCGCUAUACCCGAAGAUGGGAUGUGGAGAACUUUCAGAGAACGAUUGUCUUGGGAUUUUGCUUGCGACGAGAUCGUGUGCUCAGUCGAGGACUUAAAGGAGAUGAAGAGAGAGGAAAGAGAGACGUUCGUGACAUUUGCAAGACGUUUUGAGAAGGCGUCUGAACUCUUGAUGGAAAGAGGGUUUAUCAGUGAGUUAGACCGAUGUGCUAUUUUUAUAGGAACUCUACCCAUCGAGAAACGAAAGUUUGUUAUGAGGAACAUGUCCACUAAAAGGUUGUCGUUCGCUCAGAUAAAGGCAUUGGCUUUGCAGACUGAGGGACCAGAUGUCAUAUCUUAUAUACUUGAUUUAUUGGAGAAAUUGGGGAAAGGAGUGUCUAGAAAUCAUUUAGAAAAACAAUUCGGUGAUGAGGGUGGAAGAGAGUUCAGGUCACCUAACAAAAGUAAAGAAGGUAGAGAUAGUGUAGAAUGGAAAGAAGAAAACCGCGGUGACUGGAAGAAGAAUGGCGGUAAGUGGGGAGACGCUCGAGAUCGGUGUUGGAGAUGUGGAGGAGAAGAGGAAGAUCGAAGAAGACUAAAUGAGAAAGAACGGGAGGCGCUAGAGGAGAUUAAGGCCUUAAGGGUUGAACUAGAAAGGAUGGAGAGAAUGAAUAAUGUUUCACCUCGAAGGAGCGCGGAAUCGUUGAAGAUUCUUUUACAACAAGAGUCUAAGGACAGACGACAAAAAGGUCCUGAGAAAACCGUCGAGCUGAAUGAGUGGAGAAAGAUCAAAUGUGCUGAUGAUGAGAAAGAUAUAUCAUGCAGACCUUCUACGAAGAUGAAUACUGACAUUACAACAGAAACAACGCAGGAGGUGAUUCAGGAAAUUCAGGGAGAAAUUUGGGUGUCGAGUAUCAGGUUUGAGGAGAACCGGUAUGCAAAUGAAAAUGAGGAGGAAGAUAUACUCUAUCGAACUUCUACGGAGAUCAAUAUUGGCAUUAAAACGAGAACAACAGAAGAGGCAGGACAAGGAGAAUUCUGGGUAUCGAGUGUUCGGUUUGAGGAGGAUCUAGAUGCAAAUGAUAAUUUGACGAUUGGGGUUUCAAGCGUUCAAUUCGAGUGUAGUAAAGAAGAUCCCUAUACAACUUCAAUGUGUGCUAAGGAAGUGGGUGGACAAUCGAGUAAAGAUAGGACCGAUGAUACUAGCCUUGACAUUGAUGUCGCACCGAAGAGUGAAGAACCGAUGGCUAUUUCGAAGACAUUGGUAGAUCGAACUAUGACGAUGAGAAUGACAACGAUAGAUGAAGAACGCGAAGCCUUGAAAGAUACUAAAGAUACCCAAGACAAGUUGAUAGAGGAUCAAGAUGAGAAAUGUUUCCUCAACGGUAUUGUAGGCGCCGAAAUUUCGCAAAUAUUUGAAGUCAUGUAUGAGUCGGGUGACAACUACGAGUUUGCUCAAAUGUUUGAGACCGUUGAGCCGGAUGUCGACUAUGAGCUUGCUUAACUGUCUGAGACCGUCGAGUCGGACGUCAGCUAUGAACUU